Messenger RNA from Clarias gariepinus (North African catfish), 4873 nucleotides. It is a transcript of the gene mapk6, whose product is annotated as mitogen-activated protein kinase 6. Bases 671 to 2710 code for a protein of 679 amino acids. The transcript has 7 exons. The record is from RefSeq and is a predicted model, not a curated record. Gene Ontology annotation, biological process: protein phosphorylation; intracellular signal transduction; cell surface receptor signaling pathway. Gene Ontology annotation, molecular function: ATP binding; MAP kinase activity. Gene Ontology annotation, cellular component: nucleus; cytoplasm. NCBI's taxonomy places the organism in Eukaryota, Metazoa, Chordata, Actinopteri, Siluriformes, Clariidae.
UACACACACACACACACACACACACACACGCAUGAACAUACUGAACUGAACACUUGUACUGGACUUCCUUUCCUAAAGAACACGUUGGAUAUUGACUCUGAACAUUUUGGACUUUUUAUGGAUUAAACACAGAACAUGAAGCGUGAGGGGACACUUGACUCUUUCAGACCUGGAAACCCAGCAGUAAAAUGGAGGAUAGCUUCGAUUGCGACUGCGGUGAGCUGGAGCCACCCGAUCACUGAGGGAGAGCGUUUGUGCUAAGCCGGGCCGACCUCGUGCUCCUCCUCGUAUUCCUCAUCCCCCAUCUUCCUCAACCCCCCCCUCCUCCCACCCCCUCACCUCAACCCACCUAACCCCGCCCCUCAGACUGCACGGUGCUCAGUUCAUUAGGAUCGUCAUGCUGCUGCCGCUCAGGACCAGUCGUACACUGGGCGUGUCGUCGGUGCUGUGAGGAUGCUGCUGCUGCUGCCGCGACUCGCCUUCACACCCGUGUUUCAGCACUGAUCAUUCCGUUACACUGUCUGCCAGUACUGGAGUAAACCCCGCCCCCCACAUCCUUAUUUACACACACCACAAGGAAUCGCCGUUUUUCAUUUCUCCUUACCUGGAAGGUUCUUAUUUUUAAGGUGCUUAAAACCGGCGUCCGAGAGAAUCGGAAGUAAAAAAAAAAAUGGCAGAGAAAUUCGAGAGCCUGAUGAACAUCCACGGGUUCGACCUGGGCCCGCGCUACAUGGACCUGAAGCCGCUGGGUUUCGGCGGGAACGGCCUGGUGUUCUCGGCGGUGGACCGGGACUGCGACAAGCGCGUGGCCGUGAAGAAGAUCGUCCUGACGGACGCGCAGAGCGUCAAGCACGCGUUGCGAGAGAUCAAGAUCAUCCGCCGGCUCGACCACGACAACAUCGUGCGCGUGUUCGAGACGCUGGGGCCGAGCGGGCGGCAGCUGAGCGAGGACGCCGGCUCGCUGACCGAAGUGAACUCGGUGUACAUCGUGCAGGAGUACGUGGAGACGGACCUGUGCAGCGUGCUGGAGCAGGGCCCGCUCUCCGAGGAGCACGCCCGUCUGUUCGUCUACCAGCUGCUGCGCGGACUCAAGUACAUCCACUCGGCCAACGUCCUGCACAGAGACCUCAAACCCGCCAACCUGUUCGUCAACACCGAGGACCUGGUGCUGAAGAUCGGGGACUUCGGCCUGGCGCGCAUCAUGGACCCGCACUACUCGCACAAGGGUCACCUGUCAGAAGGUCUGGUGACGAAGUGGUACCGUUCCCCUCGUCUUCUUCUCUCCCCUAAUAACUACACUAAAGCCAUCGACAUGUGGGCCGCCGGCUGCAUCUUCGCCGAGAUGCUCACAGGAAAAACACUCUUUGCAGGUGCUCAUGAGCUGGAGCAGAUGCAGCUGAUCCUGGAGUCGAUCCCGGUGAUCCACGAGGAGGACAGACAGGAGCUGCAGAGCGUCAUCCCAGUGUUUAUUAAAAACGACAUGUCCGUACCACACACUCCGCUCACUAAACUGAUGCCGGGGGUCAGCGCCGAGGCUCUGGACUUCCUGGAGAAGAUCUUGACCUUUAACCCCAUGGACCGUCUGACGGCGGAGGAGGCGCUGGCUCACCCCUACAUGAGCGUGUACUCGUUCCCCAUGGACGAGCCGGUGUCCUCUCACCCCUUCCACAUCGAGGACGAGGUGGACGACAUCCUGCUCAUGGACGAGAGCCACAGCCACAUCUACAACUGGGACAGGUACCACGAGAGUCAGCUGUCGGAGCCCGAGUGGCCCCUGCAGAGCGAGGCAGAGGAGGUGCAGCGCGACCCGCGCGCCCUGUCCGACAUCACGGACGACGAGGAGGCGCAGCUGGACCCGCGCAAGUACGCCGACGCCGAGAGCGAGAAGUUCCUGGACGAGCAGCCGUUCGACCUGGGCCCGCGCCACGACGACGACGUCCACCACGAGAACAAGUACUGCGAGCUGGAGUGCGGCCACACCUGCAACUACAAGGCGGCAUCGCAGUCCUACCUGGACAACCUGAUCUGGAGGGAGAGCGAGGUGAACCACUACUACGAGCCCAAACUCAUCAUCGACCUCUCCAACUGGAAGGAGCAGCAGAGCAAAGAGCGCGCGGCCGACCGCAAGAGCAAGAGCAAGUGCGAGAAGAACGGCCUGGUGAAGGCCCAGCUGGACAAGGAGAAGCACCACCAGCACCAGCAGGGCUUCGACUUCGACUCCUUCAUCGCCGGCACCAUCCGCCUCAGCCUGCAGCCCGAGGGCAGCGACAUCGGCCUCCUGAACGAACUCAACGAGAUCCACAGCUCCGUGUCUCAGCUCAGCAAGUCGGCCAGUCAGGAGAAGGACGAGAAGUGUCAGGUGAACCUGGCGCAGCAGUGCCCGUGGGAGAGCAGCGGGAACGAGAGCUGCCUGAUCGACGAGGCGUGCUGGGACGAGCAGAAGGACGGCGGCGGGUACGGCGGAGGCUACACCAGCUACCUGGACCGGCUCUUCAGCAAGAAGGACGAGGAGAACCCCUCGGUCCCCUGCUCCCCAGACGUCUCCCCGGACGCCGAGCCCCCGAGAGACGAGACCGUGCCCCGGCUCAACGGCGAGAUCGUCCUCGAGUCCCUCGGCUUCGACGCCAAGAAAUCCCUGCAGACGCACGUCAGGUGUUCACCGCAGAUCGUCCACAAGACCUACAGCAGCAUCCUCAAGCACCUGAAUUAAACCCACAGCGGCCAGACGGUUAUCACCUCGCCUCACAGCGUUCAGCGCGCGGCUGCAGGGGGGCGGGGCUUAGGCUCCCCGGCCAAUCGCACAGCAGCGGAGGUUCUCUCUUCACCAGACACGCGUUACUGAACACUGUGAUGUGUCGUAUAACCCUGAAACACACACACACACACACACACGAGGAGCUCGGCUUGUCCUUAUUUUUUUAUUAUUUUUUAAUGUUUAAGUGUGUUAUUUUACUUGAAGAUUUUCAGAACUUCACACACACACACGGCUCGUCUUCAAGCUGUAUUUCUGUUGUGUGUGUGUGUGUUAUUUCGAUACAAAUAACUGUAACAGAUUCACUAAAGAGGAAAAAAAUCGAUACGUUAAAGCUAAGCGAGCCUGGCACGCGGUUCACACACACACGGCGUACUGUAGACACACACACACACACACACACACAUGCUGGAGAAGUAGUAGAGAAACAGAUAUAUGAAUAUAUAUGAAUAAAAAGUUGAGUGAGGAAGGAGCGCCGCACUAACUGUGAGACGGAGGGGGGUGGGGUCACCUGGGUGUGAAGUCUGGCUCCGCCCCCAAUCCCCUCGCUCUCUUCCUCUCCACAUCACAUGUUUAUUCCUCGUCUUUCACACGCAGAAGUCGCUCAGCCUGGGUUUCCUCCUCUACGCUUCAUCUCUCGCCCCGUCUUUUAAUUCAGUUUAUUAUAAUUAUUUAAUUUUAUUAUUUAUUUCAUUUCUUAUUUAAGUUACUAUACUUAGUUUUCCCUCAGCUUAAAUUUUUCUUAUUAGAUACUAAAUAUAUAAAUAUAUAUUAUAUAAAUAUAUACUUUGUUAUUUAGGCGUUUUAUUAUGAAUGACUUUUUUUAAACUCCAACAUUUUGAUCAGUGUUUAAUUUUUUUACAUUUUCCAUUCAGUAUAUAUUUUUUAGAAAAGCCUCCAGCUAUCGGUUCAUUAAUUAUCAAGUCUGAAAAAAUACUUUGUUUAAAAUUUUUUCCCUUUUUAAACCAUUUUUUCCCUCGAUGUUAAACUUUUAGUAAAAAAAAUAUUUAAUUUUUAAAUCCUUGUUUUUUGGAAUUUAUAACUAUAACCUUUUAUAAACCCAAGUAAUAUAAUCCUUUUUUUUUUUUUUAUGUAAUUUCAGAUAUACCUUCUUCAUUUUUUUCCUUUUAAAAUAUAUUGAACUGAAAGCUCCGCCCCCCAACACACAAUGCUACUUUUUAUUUUGUAGCAGGUUGAUGCCCCCCCUGCCCCACAUUGAUCCAGAUGUUUGGAUGUUCUUCCUGACCCCGCCUCACUCUCACUGCCUACGAGCUCAAGCCCCUCCCCCUCCGCUCCUCCUCCCCCGGGGCCGUGGGUGUUCAGUCGGACCUGAGGGCAGCAGCUCAGCCGCUUCUUAUUUUAUUUUAUUUUAAAGCGUCGGUUAGCGUAAGUGUGUUAUCUACCUCAGAGGUAACUGUAGACAUGCGGAGCGUGUGUGUGUGUGUGUCGUCCCAUCCCAUGGCUGAUUAUUUUCUUUCUUUAGCUUCUUCUCCGUUGUUGCUGUAGUGAAGUGUUAAGAUCAUGUAUUUAUUUUAAACCGUAAGUAGUGACGUCUAUUUAUUUUAAGAGCCUCGUUAUUUCUCUAUGUGACCCUGAAUGGUGACUGAGGCAUUCAACUUCCACCCUGUGUGUCUGUGUGUGUGUGUGUGUGUACAUACAUGUGACUGGAGCAUCCUCAUGGUUUGUGAAGGACUGAAGUUUUUCCAGCGUUUGUUUGUAAGCAGACGCUCCUCCUUUUCUUUUCCCUGAGGUGUGGAGGCGCGGCGGUGGCGGUACGGACCCGGCGCUCCUGAAAGUCUUAAUUUGUGUCGUUUUCUUUUUGUACAGCCGUGCGGUGAGAACUCUGUGUGUGUGUGUGCGCGUGUGCAUGGACGCUGAGUGUGUGGAAGGUGGCGCUGAAGCGUCCCGGUGGUUUCCCGCCCCGGUUUUGUUUCCUCCCACCUGAGCAUGAUAACGGUUUAAGGUUAUUAGAGCAUGUAGUAGAGCUGUGGACUUCUUUCCUCUUUUUAUUAUUAUUAUUAUUAUUAUUAUUAUUGUUUUUUUAUUUGUUUUUCGGUUGAUGAACUGAUACUCCGUUGGUUCUCUGUAAAAUAAAACCUAAUAAAAUGGCCGGUGAAGUUA